CUUCUGUCUACACUUUGUUUUUCUCAUUCCUGCAAAACCAAAAAAAUCUCUCUAUUUUUCCUUUUUCCUUUUUCUUUUUUAAAUUAAAGAAGUUUCAUUCUUUACAUGUAGCUGACCUUUCAGCUCUUCGAUAUUGGAACAGCUCAUAGGAGGAGAUGGCGUCUUCUUCACAUAAUGUGGAGUUAGAGGCGGCAAAGUUUCUGCAUAAGCUCAUACAAGAUUCUACAGAUGAGCCUUCAAAGCUGGCAACAAAACUUUACGUGAUAUUGCAACACAUGAAAUCUAGUGGGAAGGAACAUUCAAUGCCAUUUCAAGUAAUAUCAAGGGCAAUGGAGACUGUUAUCAAACGACAUGGUCUUGACCUUGAGGCUUUGAAAUCAUCACGGCUUCCUGGGUCACAAAUAGUGGAUUCUACAUCUGGGCAAUAUGUUGGAUCCUCUCAGGCUGUUUCAGUUCCAAAAGAUUCUAAAGCAGGAGCAGCCCAAAACGAGAUACCUAAAUUUGAUCCUUUUUCAUCCAGCAGGCCGCCUGUUGGCCCAAGCAUUGCUGGACAUGAGUAUUAUCAAGGAGCUGCAACUCAUAGGGGUAGUCAGUCUUUUGAUCAUGGAAGCCCCUCAAGUUUGGACACCAGGUCUGCUAACUCACAAUCACAAGACAAACAAAUGAAUCAAAAUGAUAGCAAGAAGGGUGCAGCUAAAAGAAAGAGGGGUGAUUCAUCAUCUCCAUUGGAACCAAAUUUUGAUGAAUCUCUUAACGCUGUCGUUGAUCCUAGGAAAGGGAAGAUGAAUAAGGCUGAAACAUCUGGCCCUGCUAACUACAACAUGGUCCCAAGUAGUGGUCAAAUGGAGCAUUUUCCAUCCUUGCCUGGAAAUAUGAGAUCAAUGCAUAGAGGAAGACAGGAUGGUCAAAAUGUAACAGAAAACCUGGUAGAUUCGACAAACAUUAGCAAUAUGAUGUCACGUGGUCCUAGUUCAAAGUAUCCUGAAGAGGUGGAAGUUUCUUCUGCUCAAAAUGUUCCAAGACAGCAGCAAGGUGGACUACCUGGUGCACAUGAAAUUUUUUCUUCCAGGGGUAAGGCUGGGUUACCCUUUGACAGAUCUCAACUUCACAGGUUUUCUCCAAAUGUUUCUGGCAACAUAACAGCAGAAAUUGCAUCUCAGCAGUUGAUGCAUGCAUCUCUUAUGCCAGGUUCUUUUGGGAAGGUUCAAGGAGGAUUGUCUGCCCCAUCUAACUAUCAUGCAGGAGAAUUAGCAUAUUCAGGUUCAGGCCAAUUUAGUGGUUCUGAGAAUCAGAAGCAUGGGUUAUCCAAAAGUUCUGUAGCAAGUCCUGAUGGGUCGUCUUCAACACUUUCUGCUGGAAAAGUUUUGGAACAUGAUGGAGGCAGUUCAAAUAUGUUAGGAGAUGUAAAUAAGAUAGCUCAGGCUGGCAGACAAAAUAGUGCCUCAGAAAUGAUUAUGCUUAGGGCCAUGGCUCCAAGAGACACGGGAAAGUCUCCUGUCUCUCAAUCUGCUGCACUAUCUAGCAUGCCCUUCAAGGAACACCAGUUGAAACAGCUUAGAGCCCAGUGCCUUGUUUUUCUAGCUUUCAGAAACGGUUUGAUGCCAAAGAAGCUGCAUCUUGAAAUUGCGCUUGGAAACAUAUUUCCUAGAGAAGUUGGCAAUACAGAUGGCGUUCGCAAAGAGUUGAAUGACCAUAGAGGCAAAGCACAGACUUCUAGUGACCCAGGUAGCAUAUCUGAAGUUGCAAUGUCAUUUGGAAGGAUGAAUAAUGUACCUCCAGCUUUGACAUCUAUUGGAAGAUUUCCAGAGGCUGAUUCCUUGUCAAAAGAAGCAGAAAAAUUAAAAGUGGAGGAGACUAAUGGCCCAACUUCUGAUCUUUUGGCAAUUGUGGAGGAAAGGGAACAUAUUCUAGCUACAAGGAAGGCAGAGGCUGAUCUUCAGAGCCACGAGGCAGUGGAACCACAGGCAUACUUACCUACAAUGUCACGACAGCCUGAGUCUGCCACCACAAAGGAUGGUUUUACUGUUCAUAACAAUUUGGAUGGCAUGGAGAAUGGCCAUUUGCAAGUUGCAAAGGCUGAUCUAGCCUCAUCUAUGAUGGGUGCUAAUAAACAGGUGAACCCUGAAAUGAUAGGCUGGUCUGGAAUUGGCUUUCAUAAUGAGGUUUCCAGGGCAUCUUUGCCAGCUGCUGCUAUUCAGCAUGAUUUGGUGCUAGAAAGAAAAGAUACUGGUCCUCUGUUUCAAAGUCUUGAGCAAGAUGAGGAUAAAUCCGUGUCAACUGAUUCAUUGCCAUCUCCAAAGUAUACAAUGUUGGAGAAAUGGAUUAUGGAUCAGCAGAAACGGAAGUUCUUAGCUGAGCAGAAGUGGGUUGCAAAACAGCAAGAAACAAGGCAAAGAAUUAUUACUUGUUUCACGAAAUUAAAGGGAAAUGUGAGCUCAUCUGAAGAUAUAUCUGCAAAAACCAAAAGUGUAAUAGAGUUGAAGAAACUCCAAUUAUUGGAGCUUCAACGUCGCCUAAGGAGUGAUUUUCUGAACGACUUUUUUAAACCCAUUACAAAUGAUAUGGAACGCCUGAAAUCAUACAAGAAACAUAGACAUGGUAGAAGGAUAAAACAACUCGAGAAAUAUGAGCAGAGAAUGAAAGAAGAGCGACAAAAGAGAAUACGUGAGAGGCAGAAGGAGUUUUUCAGUGAGAUAGAAGUUCACAAGGAGAGGCUGGAUGAUGUGUUUAAAGUUAGAAGAGAACGUUGGAAAGGUAUCAAUAGAUAUGUGAAGGAGUUCCAUAAGAGAAAGGAGCGUAUACAUCGUGAGAAGAUUGACAGGAUUCAGCGUGAGAAGAUUAACCUACUCAAAAUCAAUGAUGUAGAGGGUUAUUUGCGAAUGGUUCAGGAUGCUAAAUCAGAUCGUGUUAAGCAACUAUUGAAAGAAACUGAGAAGUAUCUUCAAAAGCUUGGAUCCAAGUUAAGGGAUGCAAAGGCUAUGGCAAGCCGCUUUGAGAAUAAUAUGGAUGAGAUUCGAACUACAAGUUUUGAUGAAAAUGACACUGCUAUUGAGAGUGAAGAUGAGGCAAAGCAUUACAUGGAAAGCAAUGAAAAGUACUACCUGAUGGCUCAUAGCAUAAAAGAAAACAUCAGUGAGCAACCAAGAUUUCUUAAGGGUGGGAAAUUAAGAGAGUAUCAGAUGAAUGGCCUUAGGUGGCUGGUUUCACUCUACAAUAAUCAUCUGAAUGGCAUUCUUGCUGAUGAAAUGGGCCUUGGGAAAACUGUUCAGGUUAUUUCUCUUAUUUGUUACCUAAUGGAAACCAAAAAUGAUAGAGGACCAUUUUUAGUGGUUGUACCAUCUUCAGUUCUGCCUGGAUGGGAAUCGGAAAUCAAUUUCUGGGCUCCUGAAAUACACAGUAUUGUUUAUGCUGGACCUCCGGAGGAGAGGCGUAGAUUAUUCAAGGAGAGGAUUGUACACCAGAAAUUUAACAUUCUCUUGACAACGUAUGAGUAUCUAAUGAACAAGCAUGAUAGACCAAAGUUGAGCAAAAUUUACUGGCACUAUAUUAUAAUUGAUGAAGGUCACCGGAUAAAAAAUGCUUCUUGCAAGUUGAAUGCAGACUUAAAGCACUAUCAGAGCUCCCAUAGAUUGCUGUUGACUGGAACUCCACUACAGAACAAUCUUGAGGAGUUGUGGGCAUUGCUCAAUUUCUUAUUGCCUAAUAUAUUUAACUCAUCAGAGGAUUUUUCUCAGUGGUUCAACAAGCCAUUUGAGAGUAAUGGGGAUAAUUCUGCUGAUGAAGCCCUACUAUCUGAGGAGGAAAAUUUGUUGAUCAUAAACCGUCUCCACCAAGUUCUUCGUCCUUUUGUACUUCGAAGGCUGAAGCAUAAGGUUGAAAAUCAACUUCCUGAGAAGAUUGAGAGGCUUGUAAGAUGCGAAGCAUCUGCUUAUCAAAAACUUUUGAUGAAGAGGGUUGAAGAAAAUCUUGGUGCAAUUGGAAAUUCAAAGGCUCGAUCCGUACACAACUCUGUUAUGGAGCUUCGUAAUAUAUGCAAUCAUCCAUAUCUCAGCCAGCUUCAUGUUGAGGAGGUUGAUAAUUUAAUACCACAGCAUUAUUUGCCACCAAUUAUUAGGCUUUGUGGCAAGCUUGAGAUGUUAGAUCGAAUACUCCCCAAGUUGAAGGCAACUGAUCAUCGGGUUCUCUUCUUUUCCACUAUGACCAGGCUACUAGAUGUUAUGGAAGACUAUCUCACCUUUAAACAGUAUCGCUACCUUCGGUUGGAUGGGCAUACAUCAGGGAAUGAUCGUGGUGCACUUAUUGAAAAGUUUAAUCAACAAGGUUCCACAUUUUUCAUAUUUUUGCUCAGUAUUCGAGCUGGUGGUGUUGGAGUCAAUCUUCAAGCUGCUGAUACUGUGAUAAUAUUCGAUACUGACUGGAAUCCUCAGGUUGACCUGCAAGCGCAAGCAAGAGCUCAUAGGAUUGGCCAGAAGAAGGAUGUACUUGUUUUAAGAUUUGAAACAGUUCAAACAGUUGAAGAACAAGUCAGAGCUGCUGCUGAACACAAAUUGGGAGUUGCUAAUCAGAGUAUCACUGCCGGCUUCUUUGACAAUAAUACAAGUGCUGAAGACCGUAGGGAGUACUUAGAGUCCCUCCUGCGAGAGUGCAAGAAAGAGGAAGCUGCCCCAGCGUUACAUGAUGAUGCUUUAAAUGACUUGUUGGCCCGCAGUGAAUCUGAGAUUGAUGUAUUUGAAUCAGUUGAUAAACAAAGGCAGGAAGAAGAGACGGCAAAGUGGAAGAAGUUGGUAUUUGGAUCAGGGAUGGAUGGCUCCAAGCCUUUACCCCCUUUACCAUCCCGCCUUGUUACAGAUGAUGACUUAAAAGAUUUUUAUGAAGCAAUGAAACUGUAUGAUAUACAAAAGUCUGGGGCACAGCCUAAUGUUGGGGUAAAGCGGAAGGGUGAAUCUCUUGGUGCUCUUGAUACUCAGCACUAUGGGAGGGGCAAACGAGCUAGAGAGGUGCGUUCAUAUGAAGAGCAAUGGACAGAAGAGGAGUUUGAAAAAAUGUGUCAAGUUGACUCACCUGGAUCCUCAGGAUUAAGGGAAGAAGCUGUUGAGAGGAACCUGGCAAAAAAUGCUUUGGCGGGGACUGUUAAUAGCACCGAACCUCAUGCUCCGGCUCAUGCCCCAGCCCCUGCUCCAGCUCUGACUCCGCCACUGCCACAACCAGUUCAGGUGGAGCUUGCACAUCAGCCACAGCAGCAGAGCAAAGAUGUAACACCACCAUCUAAAAGGGGCCGUGGAAGGCCAAGAAGAGCAACUGCUGAGAAAUCUCCCAAUACACCAGUGUUUCCAGCACCUUAUGGAACCGGUAAAUUGGAUGUUGGAUUACAGAAAGCAGCAGAUGAUAGCUCAUCAGCAUUUCCUGCUCCGGAUUCUCACAGUAGUACUGGAGUUUCUCUGAACUUGCCACCAAGUGCACCCUCUGUUUCUGCCAUUCCUGAUGACUCUACCCCACCUGGAUUCUCUCCACCAGUAGAAUCAAAAGGACAAGGUCGAAGGGCUCAAAGUGGAGGACAGGCACCUAGUCGAAGGGGAAAGAAACAAGAGCCAGCAUUGGGCCCUGCCGUUGAGGCAUUAGUUGGUCCUGUUCCAGAAACAAAUGAUCAAUCUCUGAUUAAAUCAGUCAUUCCACCAGAUAGUAUAGCUGUUGCUACAAGUGGAACUGUUCCUGGUGUAUCAAGUGCUCCCAUGGCCGUGGGUACCAAUCCUGUGCCUAUUUCUGCUGGUAUGGAUUGUACUACGGGAACCAAUCAUCCAUCUGAUGUGGGGUUUAGUUUGAACUCUCAGACACUUAAUACUUCCUCAGGUGCCCCAAUUGCUCAAUCAACUCUUCCUUGCCCUACCGUACCUGUGCAAGUGAAAGGCCAGGGCCGUAAGGCUCAGAGUGGGGUAGGAACACCUCGGCGUAGGGGAAAGAAACAGGCACAAAUAUCAGCUGCUCCUCUAGAUGCUUCUGCUGGCCAGGAUUCAAAAUUGAAUCCUCAAGCUCAGGAUAAGUCUACGGUGGCAUUACCAAAUAAAGUCAUUGUGAUGGGAGGAAAUCAAGUAAAUGAUGCUUGUGAUCCAACAAAAGUUACCCAAGAGCAUGGACUGGUAACUAAUGCUGUCAUAACUGGUCAGGAUAAACAUUCUUCUGAACAUGAUAAUUUACCCCAAAGCAAGAAACCAGAAGUCUCACAGGAAGUGCACAAUAGUACAGCCUUAAUCCUUGGCCCUGCUCUGGGAAAAAUUCAAAAAGAUGAUGUGCAUGAGAAGGCUUCCAUGAUUUCAGGGGUUUCAUCUGAAUGCAGCUCUCAGAAAGCUACAUCUAGCGAAGUAUGUGGUAACCUAGGUGGUGCAGUGGCUGUGACUCCUGGUCAGACCUCAGUUGAAGUGGUAAAGAAUCAAAAUUCUGAAGAUAGAGUGCAUUCAACAUUUUCAAUUGGGAAACCUGUAUCUUUAGUUUCUGUUGCUACAACAGAUUCUUUGCAUACAUCAACUCCCUUAGCAGGUGCCAAUAAAACCAUCCCAAGUUCUAGUGAAAAGAUUGCUCCCAGCUCUGAGCCUUAUCCAACUUGUGCUCUUGCUGCUUCUGAACCUCAUUCUGUCCCUGCUUGUCCUGCUGAAUCUGUUCAAAGUAGAAGGCCCAGUCGUAAGGCCACAAACAGGGCAGAAGCACCUAGGCGCAGAGGAAGGAAACCUGCAACUCCUGAUGCUUCAUCUGGCCAGGACUUGAAAGUAAAUUCUCAGCCCCUGAAUAUAUCAAAGGAUUUAUUGGUCAAUAAAACUACUGCAGGGAAUAACAAUCAAGAUUCUGGCCCUCAUGAACUGGUCAAUGUCACUCAGGUACAUGCAUCUGAAAUCCAUUCUCCUGGUGCUUCAGUUGGUCAUGAUUUGAAGAGAAAAGUGACUGGUGCAAUUCCAGCAUUUAGUCGAAUUCCAACUGCUGAUGUGAAUGAUGUUGCCCGAGUGAUGAAGGAGAUUUUCUCUGAAACCUGCUCAUCAAAAACUAAAAUUGGUGAACCUGCUGGGAGUGAGGGCAAAAAUACUCCUACUGCAAGUAAGACAUUUGAGGAGGUAGUGAAGAACCAAAGUUUAGAUGGUAAACCAGCUGUCAGCACACCAGCUCCUGUAAAAACUGCUCCAGCUUGUGAUGUUCCAAAAGAAAAAAGUAAAAAGCAUUCUGAAACUGAAGCUGAUACAAAAGAACUAGAGGACAAUGCAUCUCUUGUGAUCAAGGUCCCUGUUCUUGAGAGAGCUAAUUCUUUGAAGCCUGAAUGCAAGACCCACAGUGGCUCAGACAACGUUGCAAAAUCAAUACAGAUUUCAAAUGAAAAUUUAGUUACAGAUAGUAAUGUGCAGGUUAAUAGCACACAUCCUCAUAGUGCUGACGAUGUGAAAGAUGCAGCUCAAGGAGCUCCUGCUCCUACUGGUGUUCAAACUGGUUCUAGAAAUGGUCUUAAUGAUAUUCCUAUCAAAACAUCUGUUUCAGAUCAAUCUGUUGUUAGUUUGAGUGAUCUUUCCUUUGACAAGUCAGACGUGCCUUCUAUGGUUAUAAGGUGCUCAACUGAAUCCAUUGUUGUUAAAGGUCCAGAAACUUUGGAAAACUCAAACAAACAUCAAGCUAGUUCUGUGGUUGAAGAUAUGACUCUAACCCAUGAGGCUGCUACUUUGGAUGAUGCUCCUGUUGAAAACCGAGAUGUGGAGGGUCAAUCUGGGGGAAAUGAAGCUAAGAACCCUAUACCUGAGCCAGUUCUUUCUAGUACAACUGAAUCUGCUGAUAUAGAGCUUGUUCCACAAGAUGGUGGAGCCUUGCUACAAUCCCCGGUGGUUCGAGAUAAGGAGGGUGAUGUUGCUGAGACUCGCCAUAUGGUAGUAGAUCCCUGUGAGACCGAGUUGUCUUCUUUGAAAGACUUUACUGUUGAAUCCGCCAGCUGGGAUUCUGCUUCAGAAGUUGAUGGUGGGAAGCAAUUGUCUGUGGGAGUUCAAACUACCAAGAUUGACAAUGUUGAAGUUUGUGAUCCAGAAGUUAAACCCUCAGAAACACAAUCAUCUGAGCCAGCUAAAACGCCUUUCGAAAUAGCAGUUCCUGUUUCUGAUAGUUUUCAGGACAAGAACAGUGAACGGUCCGGGACAGAUGCUGAUGCAAAAGAGUCUGCAGAGAAAUCUCCUCUUGUGGUUAUGACUUCUAUGACAGAAAGUGUUUGUCCAGUCGUUCAGUGCCAGGCUGCUACAGGACCUGAGAACCUUUCAGUUCCUAGACAGCUUUCCCGUGAAAUUUCAAUGACUCAGAGCAGCAUGGAGGUUGAUUGUAAAGAUAAUCAUAGUGCUAUUGAAAUAGAUUGUGAAUCCACCAUUCACUCUACAAAAGCCAGCGAUGCUUGUAAUGGUUCUAGAGUCGUCCCACCUACUUCUGUUGUGAUGGAGCCUAAAGUGGCCAGCUCUGAAGACAAAGAAAAACCUUCCUUGGAAUCUUCGUAUUCAGCUUCGCUUGAUGUUAGUUCUUCGAGGGCUCAUGUUGCUAGUGAGUCUUCUGGAGUGACUGCAGUAGUUCCCUUGAGUUCAGACCAUUCAGUUGCUAGAUCUCUUCCUGAUCAGAUUGCAAUUCCAUCUGAAUGCGACAUGGAACCUUCUGCUAUAGAGUCAGAAUCUUCUUUUAAUGUCGAAAGUGCUGAAGCUGCACUGAAUGCAACUAAAUUGCUUGAUGUUACCGACCAUCCAGAAGAGUCUUUACCUAUUACUGCCUGUCCAGAUAAGUCAGGUACAGUGGACAGACCUGUUAUGGUUGAGAAAUUUUCCGAAUGCGAAUUAGAACCUUCUUCAGAUAAGUUGGGUUCAGUGGAGGCACCUGCUAUGGUUGAGAAUAAUUCUGAACUUGAAGCAGGCACUCCUUUGAAAUCACAUCCAGAACCCUCUGUCCUCGAUGUUGAAAACCUUCAAAGUGCCGCAAUGUCCACAAAACCUGAUGUUGAUGAUGCUCCUCUUGUGACUUCAAAUAUUUCUCCAAGUCCUGUUUGUUCAGUCAUGGUGGAGCUUCCUGCUAUUACUGAGAAUGAACUGGGAAAGGAAACAAAACCAUUUAGCGGGAAUGAAAAUAUUACUCCAAGUCCUGUCCACUUGUUUGCUUCUGAUUCUACUAAUAGGGAACUUACUCCAACAGAUGAUGAGUUGCAACAGUCAUCAGCUGCUGAAAGGGUAGAUGCUAAGUCUGUUGAUGUUAGCAAUGAAGUAGAGCCCACUGCACAACCAGCAUCUUCUCAGGAUUUUGCUGCUGAAGCUUCUAAUGAAGAUUUUGCACCUGAGAACCAUGGUGAGGCGAAGGUGUCUCCAGGAAUUAAGAGUGUAGGGGAUGGUCAUGUUGAAAGGGAUGUUGACCCUCUGGAGCUGGAAGCAUCCGUGGAUGAAGAUAUUGCUGCUGUGCCAUCCAGCAUGGAGCUUGUUCCUGGAGAUCAGAGUGAAGUGCAUGUUCAAGCAGGAGUUGCAGGUUGCGAAGGUGAUGAUGGUAUUCAGGGCAGAGACAUGGAAGUUGACCCCUUGGAAACACUUGCAACUUCAUCAGAAGUUGCCGCCAAGGACCCCCCUAUGGGAGAACAUGUUCAAAAUGAUCAGUCUCAAGAGCUCCUAGGAACUGAAAAGACAGAGGCUGACCAGCUUGAGGCUUCUAUUAUUGAACCAAACUCCUCAGAAGCUCAGAAAUCUUUACCGCAAUCUGGCAAUACUGAUGAUGAAGAGCAGCUUGCUCAGAGGCCUGAGGUUGACCUUGUUGAGGCCUGCAAUGAGGAAUCUAAUCUUGCAGAAGGACCAUCCUCGGCACAAGCCAUCUCUGAUGAAUCAAUCAGGCCUGAGAAUGAUCCAGGGCUUACACAUGCAUCUUCACUGCAAUCUGAAAAGUCUGAGGUUCAUCAGGUUGAGACCUGCAAUAUGGAAUCGAAUCCCACAGGGCCAUCCUCAUCACAAGUCAUCUCUAAUGAAUCUACCAAUCCAGAGCUUACACAAAACGAGCUCCAAUCUGAAGAUCCCGCCGAGGCUUCUCAGUCACCCAAGACUGAAACUGUUGAUGUCUCUGAUAUGGACAUACACCUUAAAGAAACAAAAGAUCCUUCACCUGAACUGGAAGAUGAUGCUAAAGUUUCUGUGCAGCCUAAUGUUGUCUUGGAUAUGGAAAUAGACACCGAACAAACAAAUAUUCCAUCACAGAGCACGGAUGGAACUAUUGCAUAGAUCAACAAAGAUGGAAGGGUUGGCCUUACAGGGUUUGCCAAAACUAGAUCAUUAUUUCAAAAUUUGUAGAUAUUUUAUUCUAAUCCUUUUAUCUUAAUAGUUGUAAAUACCCUUACUUUUUGAGAAUUAGAAAAUAGAUGUUUACUCAACUGUCUUCUCCGAUGGUGGGUGAGAAGUAUUAUGAAGUAACGAUCUGCUGAUCUAAUUCCGUGUUUUCUGUA
Molecule: messenger RNA, 10462 nt
Organism: Gossypium raimondii (Peruvian cotton)
Lineage: Eukaryota; Viridiplantae; Streptophyta; Magnoliopsida; Malvales; Malvaceae
Product: chromatin structure-remodeling complex protein SYD
Exons: 33
Coding region: 156-10241 (3361 amino acids)
Biological process (GO): positive regulation of transcription by RNA polymerase II
Cellular component (GO): nucleus
Molecular function (GO): DNA binding; ATP-dependent chromatin remodeler activity; histone binding
Source: RefSeq, a predicted model, not a curated record